Molecule: messenger RNA, 534 nt
Organism: Laetiporus sulphureus 93-53
Lineage: Eukaryota; Fungi; Basidiomycota; Agaricomycetes; Polyporales; Laetiporaceae
Exons: 4
Coding region: 1-534 (177 amino acids)
Source: RefSeq, a predicted model, not a curated record
AUGACAAUCGGAGAGCUACACACAUUCUUGUAUUGGGUGGUCUGGAAGCAUCACAGUUCAUCCGCCAGUGACGGUGUCAUCGACACCUUCCUCAUGCUCGCUGUCUAUCUUGAGGAUCAAGCUGCAUUGGAUAUCUGGCAGAGUCCAGACAAAUCGCUUCUUGACCUGCUGUCUAUAGAUUCUGUCCACGUCAAAGAAUCCGAGUCCUCACAAGAUGGAUUCAAUUUCACUGUGAGGUUCUCCAAGCCGGGCUCCCAAGCUCAUCUGAAUGUCAUGCGAUGCAUCACUUUGGAGUUACACAAGGAUGUGUUUGGCAGCUGCAGUUUAUCUCGCUGUGCUCUGACACUAUCGAGGAAUAUGAAUAAGAUGACCAUUGACAACUGGAAGGAUGGCUGGUGGAUCGUGAAGGUAUCGCUGCUAGGAACUAGCCCUUAUGUACCAUUCGAGUUGCAGCUGGUCUUCCUACAUGGCCCUUCAGAGUCCUCUCUGCCAGUCACGCUGUCUCCCCUGAGAGGACUGUGGCUCGGUCUCUGA